UUAAGCCACACUGUGCAACUAGUCAUCCCACUAGAUGCUCAUUAACCAUCAGCAUUGUUGAUUGUUGGAGACCAGUUUGCUUAUAUACACUGACAUUUUCUCCUUGAUCGAUAAUUUUCUACUCAAAAACUUGGUUCACUUGUACAUUUGUUUUGUCUAAAAUUUUUUUCCAUUUUUUAUUUUGGUUAAUUCAAGUUAAUCACUGCUAAUUGAUUUAAACAUUAAAAAUGUCGACAAAAGAAAAUCCAUAUGAUUCACUGUUAAUGAAAAAUAUCAAUGUCGAUGGCAAACAAUAUCGUUUUUAUGAUUUACCAUCAUUGAAUGAUUCACGUUAUGAAACAUUGCCAUUCUCAAUUCGAGUACUAUUGGAAUCUGCAUUACGUUCAUGUGACAAUUUUCAUGUCAAACGUGAAGAUGUGGAAAAAAUUCUGGAUUGGAAACAACAACAAUUCAACAAAGUGGAAAUACCAUUUCGGCCAAGUCGUGUAUUACUUCAGGAUUUGACUGGCGUUGCUGCCGUUGUUGAUUUUGCUGCCAUGCGAGAUGCAUUCAAUGAACUAAAAGGUGAUCCAAAUGUAAUCAAUCCACUUUGUCCUGCCGAUUUGGUUAUCGAUCAUUCUGUACAAGUGGAUUUCGCUCGAGUAAAUCAACAGGUUUUACGUCAACAGAACUCAAAACAACAAUCAAAAAUGAAACAUGAACAUUCCAAUAAUAUUGAUCUAUGUGAUGACUGCCAUAAUUUGGGCUACUGUCAAUAUCAAGCUUCAUUGAUAAAAAGUCCUGUUCCAUUACGGAAUCCAUCCUCAUCAUCGCCAUCAUUAUCUUCUAAUCAUAAUGAUAAUAAUGAUCCUCGAUCGUCAUCUCAUCAUCAUAAUCGUCAUCAUCAUAAUAAUCGCACAAAAUUACGUUCAUCAUACAAUCAACAGAGUUAUAUUCCCGAUAUUGAGAAUCUAACCAUAUCAUCAAUGCCACAAUUUCAUAGUGCCUCUUCCAUAAAUAAUAAAGAAUAUUGUCCUCAUCGUGAUACUAAAUUAAGAGAUAAAAAUUGUCCCUUCCAUCGUCUAGUCUCUAUUGGUGCUGGUUCGUUGUCCAAAAAUGAAGAUCUUGAAUUUCAACGUAAUCGUGAACGUUUUGAAUUCUUAAAAUGGGGUGCAAAUUCCCUAAAAAAUACGAUGAUUAUUCCACCUGGCUCCGGUAUUUGUCACCAGGUCAAUUUGGAAUAUUUGGCUCGUGUUGUGUUCAAUAAUGAUGGUGGUCUAUUGUAUCCAGACAGUUUGGUCGGUCUCGAUAGUCAUACAACAAUGAUUAAUGGUCUUGGUGUUGUUGGUUGGGGUGUUGGUGGAAUCGAAGCCGAAGCUGUCAUGUUAGGUCAACCGAUUUGUAUGGUUUUACCCGAAGUUAUUGGCUAUAAAUUGACUGGGAAAUUGCCAUCGUUCGCAACUUCCACCGAUGUCGUUUUGACCAUCACUAAAUGUUUGCGACAAGUUGGUGUUGUUGGAAAGUUUGUAGAAUUUUUUGGUCCCGGUGUUUCUGAACUUUCAAUCGCUGACCGUGCUACCAUUGCCAAUAUGUGUCCUGAAUAUGGUGCUACCAUUGCUUUUUUCCCGCCCGAUUCGACAGCGAUGAAUUAUCUACAACAAACCGGUAGAGAUGAACAUGCCAUCAAAUAUAUUGAAUCAUAUCUCAAGGCCAUCAAAUUAUUUCGCAAUGAUUAUAAUGAUGCUGGUGAAGAUCCAACCUAUACACAGGUCUGUGAAUUAGAUUUGAGCACUAUCAAAAUCAGUCUGAGUGGACCGAAACGACCACAAGAUCGGGUACCGGUGGAUGAAAUGAAAAAAGAUUUUGAACAAUGUUUGCUUGAUAAAGUUGGUUUCAAAGGAUAUGGCAUUGCACCGGAUGCAUUAGAGAAAUCAAUGGCAUUCAAUUUUGAAGACAAACAAUAUGUUCUAUCACAUGGAUCGGUUGUCAUUGCGGCCAUCACUUCAUGUACGAAUACAAGCAAUCCUUCGGUAAUGUUGGGCGCUGGUUUAUUGGCCAAGAAAGCGGUGGAAAAGGGACUGACCGUCAAACCAUACAUCAAAACAAGUAUGUCACCUGGUAGCGGUGUGGUCACUUAUUAUCUUCGUGAAUCUGGUGUCACUCCAUAUCUGGAAAAACUUGGUUUCGAUAUCGUUGGCUAUGGUUGUAUGACUUGUAUCGGUAAUAGUGGACCAUUACCACAAGAAGUUGUUGAAGCCAUUGAAAAAGGUGAUUUAGUUGCUUGCGGUAUUUUAUCGGGCAAUCGAAAUUUCGAAGGCCGUGUACAUCCCAACACACGGGCAAAUUAUUUAGCUUCACCAUUAUUGGUUGUUGCUUAUGCUAUUGCUGGUACCGUGAGAAUUGAUUUCGAAACUCAACCGAUCGGAUUCGAUAGUUCGGGUGGCAAAAUAUUUCUCCGUGAUAUCUGGCCUUCACGGGAAGAAAUUCUCCAAGUUCAACAACGAUCUGUUAUUCCGGCUAUGUUUAAAGAAGUUUACUCGAGAAUCAAAACUGGAAAUGAACGAUGGAACAGUUUGAAAGCUGUCGAAUCUUUGCUCUAUCAAUUUGAUCCGAAUUCGACUUAUAUCAAAAAACCACCAUAUUUCGAUGGAAUGACCAUUGAAUUACCGACAAUCAAGCCUAUUAACAAUGCUCGAGUCUUGCUAUAUCUAGGUGAUUCGGUUACUACCGAUCAUAUUUCUCCGGCUGGUUCGAUUGCCCGCAAUAGUCCUGCAGCCAAAUAUCUGAUGGAACGAAGCAUCCAACCUUCUCAAUUCAAUUCGUAUGGAUCACGAAGAGGCAACGAUGCCAUCAUGGUUCGUGGAACUUUUGCUAACAUUCGAUUGGUGAACAAGUUUAUGUCGAAACCGGGACCCCAAACCAUACAUAUUCCAAGUGGUCAAGAAUUGAGCAUAUUUGAUGCUGCUGAACUUUAUCGAAAAGAAUCGAUUCCGUUGAUAAUCUUGACUGGAAAAGAUUAUGGCUGUGGAUCCAGUCGUGAUUGGGCUGCCAAAGGUCCAUGUUUGCUUGGAGUUCGAGCCAUUAUUGCUGAAAGUUAUGAACGAAUUCAUCGAAGUAAUUUGGUGGGCAUGGGAAUAAUGCCAUUGCAAUUUUUAAAUGAUCAAAGUGCCGAAUCCCUUGGUCUAACUGGGCGUGAAAUCUUUUCGAUUGACAUUCCGACCGAAUUGAUGCCACGACAGAAAACAACUGUUCAUGCUGAUGGUAAAACAUUCGAGGUCAUCAUGCGAUUUGAUACCGAAGUUGAAUUGGAAUAUUUCAAAAAUGGUGGCAUCUUGCAAUAUAUGCUACGACAAUUAUUGAAAAAGACAUAGAAAUGCUUUAACCUAUGUUCGUGAAUGAAAAUGAUGAGGAGAAUGGAUUCGAUAUUAUUUCAUUCAUAAUUAACCAAAUGACAAAUGUCCAAUUUAUGCCUUAUUUUUUUAAGUUAUCAUAGAAAUGCAUUUUCUAAUAAAAUUUAAUGAGCAUACAAAAUGAA
Dermatophagoides farinae (American house dust mite) is the source of this 3514-nucleotide messenger RNA. RefSeq names its product cytoplasmic aconitate hydratase. Lineage: Eukaryota; Metazoa; Arthropoda; Arachnida; Sarcoptiformes; Pyroglyphidae. The record is from RefSeq and is a predicted model, not a curated record.